UGUAAAUCCCCCUAAAAAUGUUUGCUUUCUCUCCUCUGUUUUCCCUGGUACCUCUUCUUGGAAUGCCGCCAAUGGUGCAGAUAAGGAACCACGCAUUUUCUUGAAGAAAGCUCGGAGUUCGGAGGACCGAACCUUCGUCUAGAUUGGUAGUUUGCGAGAUCCCUGCAAGUUUCUGUUCUUUAUCCAAACUCCAUUCUUUCUCCCCCUGCUGUUCUGCUCCUACCCGAAACCAUUGAGAAAGCUGGAUUUACUAAGUCCGGGAUUUGAGGCAAAACGGAGGAGAAACGGGAUUAGUUGUCAUUUUGGCUGUUUGGCAGGAUUUAGGCUAAAUACUGUUUUAAUCCUGCUCCAAUCGUGCCACCAAACAGCCACUUAAUUGGAAAGAUCACUAUCGAUUUGGUUCCAAUUUGGAGCAGAUUUUGAUCUUACUUUUUGCGAAUACUUCGUAUUGGAUUUGCAUUUUCUGCUUUGAUUUCGGCAAUGUGGAAACUUAAGAUCGCGGAAGGGGGGAGCCCAUGGCUAAGGACAACGAACGGACAUGUGGGAAGACAGGUUUGGGAGUUCGAUCCAGAGUUGGGAACUCCAGAGGAGAUUGCGGAGAUAGAAAAAGCACGGGAAGCGUUUCGGCAGAAUCGAUUCAGCAUGAAGCACAGCGCGGACAAACCCAUGCGGCUGCAGUUUGCAAAGAAUAAUGCAUUUGAAAUACAACUUCCACAAAUACGGCUGGAAGAACAUGAAGACAUAACUGAGGAGGAUGUUUCAACCACUCUUAGAAGAGCUGUCAGUUGUCAAUCCACCCUCCAAGCCCAUGAUGGACACUGGCCUGGAGAUUAUGGUGGCCCCAUGUUUUUGAUGCCUGGCUUGGUUAUAACCUUAUCUGUUACUGGAGCACUUAAUGCUGUUCUAUCGUCAGAGCAUCAGAAGGAGAUUUGCCGUUAUCUUUAUAACCACCAAAACGAAGAUGGUGGUUGGGGUUUGCAUAUUGAAGGCCAUAGCACGAUGUUUGGAUCAGUGCUUACAUAUAUUACCUUGAGAUUGCUAGGCCAAGGAGCUGAAGAUGGAGGUGGAGCGAUGCGAAAGGGAAGAGAUUGGAUAUUAGACCAUGGGGGUGCAACAUAUAUAACUUCAUGGGGAAAAUUUUGGCUUUCAAUUCUUGGAGUAUUUGAUUGGUCUGGUAACAAUCCCUUGCCUCCGGAGAUUUGGCUACUCCCAUAUGCUUUACCCAUUCAUCCAGGACGGAUGUGGUGUCACUGCCGAAUGGUUUAUUUGCCUAUGUCUUAUCUAUAUGGAAAAAGGUUUGUGGGUCCAAUUACCACAACUAUUCAGUUGCUUAGGAAGGAGCUUUAUACCAUUUCGUAUGAUAAAAUAGACUGGAAUUUGGCUCGUAAUCAGUGUGCUAAGGAAGAUUUGUACUAUCCUCAUCCAUUGAUUCAAGACCUUCUUUGGGCUUCUCUUCAUAAAAUCGGUGAACCUAUUUUUAUGAACUGGCCCGGUAGCAUGUUGAGGGAGAAGGCCCUAAGUACCGUCAUGCAACAUAUUCAUUAUGAAGAUGAAAAUACUCGAUACAUUUGCAUAGGUCCUGUAAAUAAGGUGAUAAAUAUGCUUUGUUGCUGGGUUGAAGAUCCGAACUCGGAAGCAUUUAAGUUGCAUCUUCCUAGAGUACAUGACUAUUUGUGGCUCGCAGAAGAUGGAAUGAAAAUGCAGGGGUACAAUGGCAGCCAAUUAUGGGAUACGGCAUUUACAGUACAAGCAAUUAUCUCAACUCAACUUCAUGAAGAAUAUGGUCCUACUCUCAAAAAGGCUCAUGAUUAUAUUAAGAAAUCGCAGGUUCUUGAAGAUUGCCCUGGUGAUCUUAGCUUCUGGUAUCGUCACAUUUCUAAAGGUGCAUGGCCCUUCUCAACAGGAGAUCAUGGAUGGCCUAUUUCAGAUUGUACUGCCGAAGGACUGAAGGCGGUAUUGUUAUUGUCACAAAUAUCUCCAGAAGUUGUUGGAACUUCAAUUGAAGCAAAGAGACUUUAUGAUGCCGUGAAUGUCAUUCUUUCCCUUAUGAAUAAGGAUGGUGGUUUUGCAACUUACGAACUGACAAGAUCUUUUGCUUGGUUGGAGAUUAUCAAUCCCGCUGAGACAUUUGGAGACAUAGUUAUUGACUAUCCAUAUGUGGAAUGCACAUCAGCAUCAAUUCAGGCUUUAACAGCAUUCAAAAAAUUAUUCCCUGAACAUCGAAGAAAAGAGAUAGAUAAUUGCAUUCAAAAGGCUGCUCAUUUCAUUGAGAAGAUACAGAAACCAGAUGGUUCAUGGUAUGGUUCUUGGGCUGUUUGCUUCACUUAUGGAAUAUGGUUUGGAGUGAAGGGACUAAUUGCAGCUGGAAAAUCAUAUCAAAAUAGUCCUUCUAUCCAAAAAGCAUGUAAUUUCCUGUUAUCUAAGCAACUAGCUUCUGGUGGUUGGGGGGAGAGUUAUCUUUCUUGUCAAGAUAAGGUGUACACAAAUCUUGAAGGAUGUCGGUCUCAUGCAGUAAACACGGCAUGGGCCAUGUUGGCCCUAAUAGAUGCUGGACAGGCUGAAAGAGAUCCGAAGCCAUUGAAUCGAGCAGCGAAAACCUUGAUUAACAUGCAACUGGAGAGCGGCGAAUUCCCUCAGCAGGAAAUUAUGGGAGUUUUCAACAGAAACUGCAUGAUCAGCUAUUCAGCAUAUCGCAACAUCUUCCCCAUCUGGGCACUCGGAGAAUACCGCACUCGGGUUCUGAAGGCAAGCAAUUAACAUAACUUCAUGUCUGAGAUAAACAGCUCCUCGAACCUCAUGCUUCUAUCUCUUCAAAAGCAUCUCUCUUGGAUAACAAUAAUGUAAUAUUUUAAUGAAGUAAAAUAUAUUAAAGAUUCCGUUUUAGAGCUUUGAGAAUGUGUUUAAGAAUUAGACUUAGGAACUAAGUUUUCGGGUGCAGAAUCUGCUGUUGAACGUUAGGAUCUAGCACUUCGGCAGCUGUCCAGACUGAAAAUAGCGGUUGAAUGUCGAAACGGAAAAUGUAUGUGAUAGGAAAAGGUUCUACCACUUGUUAU
This is a messenger RNA of Phalaenopsis equestris, 3053 nucleotides long. Its product is annotated as cycloartenol synthase. The transcript has 20 exons. The coding region runs from base 481 to 2757 and encodes 758 amino acids. Gene Ontology annotation, biological process: triterpenoid biosynthetic process. Gene Ontology annotation, cellular component: lipid droplet. Gene Ontology annotation, molecular function: intramolecular transferase activity. Lineage: Eukaryota; Viridiplantae; Streptophyta; Magnoliopsida; Asparagales; Orchidaceae. The record is from RefSeq and is a predicted model, not a curated record.